Molecule: messenger RNA, 948 nt
Organism: Indicator indicator
Lineage: Eukaryota; Metazoa; Chordata; Aves; Piciformes; Indicatoridae
Product: mesoderm posterior protein 1-like
Exons: 3
Coding region: 1-948 (315 amino acids)
Biological process (GO): heart morphogenesis; regulation of transcription by RNA polymerase II; somite rostral/caudal axis specification
Cellular component (GO): nucleus
Molecular function (GO): RNA polymerase II cis-regulatory region sequence-specific DNA binding; protein dimerization activity; DNA-binding transcription factor activity, RNA polymerase II-specific
Source: RefSeq, a predicted model, not a curated record
AUGGCCCGCUCGGCAGCCCCCGGCCUCCCGCUCCCUGCCACAGCCCCGCUGCAGGCUUGGGGGUGCCGCGGACCCCCCGACCUCGAGGGCUACAGCAGCAGCUCGCCCGCGGCCUCGCCUGACUCCUGCGGCCUCUCAUCGCCCACCGCUGCCCGGGCACCCUGCCGCAGCCCCGCUGCUCCUCAUGCUAGAGGUGUUAAUGGGGGCAGGAAAGGGGUCCGGGCUGCGGGGCUGUGCGGGGGCCCACGGCAAAGCGCCAGCGAGAGGGAGAAGCUGCGGAUGCGGCGGCUGGCACAGGCCCUGCUGCGGCUGCGGCACUACCUGCCACCUACCCUGGCACCCGCCGGGCAGAGCCUGACCAAGAUCGAGACCCUGCGCCUGGCCACUCGCUACAUCGCUCACCUCUCGGCCCUGCUGGGGCUCAGCGAGGAGGUGCUGACCCGGAGGCGGGGGACAUCCCCCCGGCACUGCCCGCUCUGCCCCCAGGGCCUGGGGUGCUGCCAGGGCCCGGCCCCCCGGCUGUGCCCAUCAGCCCCGCUGGAUGCUUCGUCCCCCGGCUCUGUGGGCUGGGGGUCACCUCCCACGCUGCACAGGUCUCCCGACAUGGAGACAGGAUCCUGGGGGUUCCCCCAUUGCAUGCCUGUUGCGGAGAUCUCCCCGGAGCUGCUCGGGGUUCCCCACAUGGGGAUGGGUGUCUGGGGAUCACCCCCCUACAUCCCUGCCACGGAGAGCCCCACAGAGCUGCACGGGGUCGUAGCCUCCAAUGAGUCCUCCUGGCUCUCCCCACCCCACUGUGCGGGCACCCCUCUGGACCCCCUCAGCGACCCCCUCCUGGAUUCGGGACUGAUGCUGCCGGACUUCGUAGAUGCAGGGACAGUCACCCAGGACCUCUCCACGGACUUGCUGUCUCUGCUGGAGGCUCUGCUCCCACCACAGUCCCAUGACUGA